CUUCAACUUGUCAGCCCUUCUUCAAGUUCAUCUUCCAUUGUCAAUCCAGCUCUGAUAGGGUACGAUAUGCCAGAUACACUUCCAAAUAAGACCCCCGAGGAAUCUGUGCCAGUAACUAUCAUAUCAACACCUGUGAGCCACGAUCGAGCACAAUCAUCACUUGAGGCGUUCAAGGCAAAGCUCCGAAACGCAGGAUUGUACCAGCCUGCCUCCGAUGACACAGCUGCAUCCCACGAUGACCUAACUUUACUGCGCUUCCUACGAGCCCGGCGGUAUGACGUAGACAAAGCACAAAAGCAGUUUUCUGACACAGAAGCGUGGCGCAAACAACAUAACGUUGACGAGCUAUUUCGUACCUUUGAGGCUAACGAGAUGGAAUCAGCCAGGAGGUUCUACCCUCGAUGGACAGGUCGUCGCGACAAGGCUGGCCUGCCGGUCUAUGUAUACCGUCUUGCCUCCUUAGACGCGUCGCUGCGGAAGGAACUCGAGUCUGUGCCUUCAGACCGCCGAUACCAGCGAAUUGUUGUACUUUACGAGGCGAUGACGCGCUUUGUACUGCCGUUAUGCUCCCAUCUCGCUGCACCAACACCAGUAUCAUCAGUGACCACUAUAAUUGAUUUGGAGCAGGUAUCCUUAUCUGCCAUGUGGUCUCUACGAAGCCAUCUUCAGGUGGCCUCUACGAUGGCUACGGCGAAUUAUCCAGAGACCCUCAGUACAAUCGCUAUUGUAAACUCACCAUCUUUCUUUCCUACAAUAUGGAACUGGAUCAAGACCUGGUUCGACGAAGGCACUCGCAACAAAAUUCACAUCUUGGGCAAAGAUCCGGGUCCUACUUUGAGAUUGUUGAUCGAUGAGAGGGAUAUCCCACAGUCGUAUGGUGGACAACUGUCAUGGAAGUUUGAAGAUGACCCAGAUCUGGAUGAUGCUAUUAAAAAAGCUAUUGAUGAGAUGCCAAAGGGUCCUGUACUUUUUGUAGACGGUUCCACGGUGAAAAUCUCAGGUUAGUUCUUCGCCAGAAU
Molecule: messenger RNA, 1019 nt
Organism: Suillus discolor
Lineage: Eukaryota; Fungi; Basidiomycota; Agaricomycetes; Boletales; Suillaceae
Product: CRAL/TRIO domain-containing protein
Exons: 5
Coding region: 67-1005 (312 amino acids)
Source: RefSeq, a predicted model, not a curated record